AUGGGUUCUCAUGGUAAGAGUAGGAGAGAUAGACAUGGAAGGCAAAAGAAGCGGAGAGAUGAAUCCGAGUCUGAGUCAGAGUCUUACACUUCUGACUCGGACGGUUCAGAUGAUUUGUCGCCGCCCAGGAGUUCCAGGAGGAGGAAAGGCAGCAGCAGUAGUCGGACCCGACGCCAUCGCUCAAGUGAUGAUUCCACUGACAGCGAUGAUGGACGGAAGAGUAAGAAGAGAACUUCGUCUAAGAAGCCCUCUGAGGAAGAAAUCAAGGAGUAUAUGGCCAAAAAGGCUCAGAAGAAGGCAUUACGUGCAGCAAAGAAACUGAAAACACAGUCAGUCUCGGGGUACUCCAAUGAUUCAAACCCAUUUGGGGAUUCGAAUCUCACUGAGACAUUUGUGUGGCGGAAGAAGAUUGAAAAGGAUGUUCACCAUGGAGUACCGUUGGAUGAAUUUUCUGUUAAAGCUGAGAAGAGAAGACGAGGAGAAAGGAUGACAGAGGUUGAAAAGGUUAAGAAGAGGAGAGAAGAAAGAGCUGUGGAGAAAGCUCGACAUGAGGAAGAAAUGGCAUUAUUGGCUAGAGAACGGGCUCGAGCUGAGUUUCAAGAUUGGGAGAAGAAAGAGGAGGAGUUCCACUUCGAUCAAAGCAAAGUGAGGUCAGAGAUCAGAUUACGUGAAGGUCGACUGAAGCCAAUCGACGUCCUCUGCAAGCACUUGGAUGGUUCAGAUGAUUUGGAUAUCGAACUUAGUGAACCCUACAUGGUUUUCAAGGGCCUCACUGUUAAAGAUAUGGAAGAGCUUCGCGAUGAUAUCAAAAUGUAUCUGGAUUCGGAUCGGGCAACUCCAACACGCGUACAGUAUUGGGAGGCGCUUAUUGUGGUAUGCGAUUGGGAGUUGGCUGAAGCUCGUAAAAGGGAUGCCCUGGAUCGAGCUAGAGUUAGAGGGGAGGAGCCUCCUGCGGAAUUGCUUGCUCAAGAGAGGGGACUACACGCUGGUGUUGAAGCUGAUGUGAGAAAACUUCUUGAUGGGAAGACCCACUCGGAGCUCGUAGAACUGCAGUUGGACAUCGAGUCACAGCUGCGUUCUGGGUCAGCAAAAGUAGUAGAGUAUUGGGAAGCGGUUCUUAAACGCCUCGAUAUAUACAAGGCAAAGGCUUGCUUGAAGGAAAUACACGCUGAGAUGUUGAGGAGACAUUUACAUCGCCUCGAGCAGCUUUCAGAGGGUGAAGAAGAUGUAGAAGUUAAUGAUGAGUUAACACGAGAAGUGGAAGAAAACGAGGAGGAGAUAAACGAUAUGAAUCCUUCAAAUGCUGAGGAAGUAUACUCUCCAGAGCCUAUUGCGGAGGAAGAAGAAGCAGAUUUGGCAGCAGAAGCGGCUGGUUCGUUUUCACCGGAGCUCAUGCACGGUGAUGAUCGUGAAGAAGCAAUCGAUCCCGAGGAAGACAAGAAACUACUGGAAAUGAAACGGAUGGUUGUGCUGGAGAAACAAAAGAAGCGGCUUAAAGAAGCUAUGGUCUCAAAACCAGCACCUGCGGAAGAUAAUUUGGAGCUUAAAGCAAUGAAAGCCAUGGGAGCAAUGGAGGAAGGUGAUGCUGUAUUUGGCUCUAAUGCUGAAGUGAACCUUGAUUCCGAGGUAUACUGGUGGCAUGACAAGUACCGGCCAAGAAAACCGAAGUACUUCAACAGAGUUCACACAGGUUACGAGUGGAACAAGUAUAACCAAACGCACUAUGAUCACGAUAACCCGCCUCCAAAGAUCGUUCAAGGGUACAAGUUCAACAUCUUCUACCCGGAUCUAGUAGACAAGAUUAAGGCUCCCAUCUACACGAUCGAAAAAGAUGGCACGAGCUCUGAAACUUGUAUGAUCCGGUUCCAUGCUGGUCCGCCUUAUGAAGACAUUGCGUUCCGUAUUGUGAAUAAAGAGUGGGAGUAUUCUCAUAAGAAGGGUUUCAAGUGCACGUUUGAGCGUGGGAUUCUGCAUUUAUACUUCAACUUUAAACGACAUCGUUACAGGCGAUAA
This is a messenger RNA of Thlaspi arvense, 2013 nucleotides long. The record is from the annotation of a GenBank genome assembly. NCBI's taxonomy places the organism in Eukaryota, Viridiplantae, Streptophyta, Magnoliopsida, Brassicales, Brassicaceae.